Messenger RNA from Daktulosphaira vitifoliae (grape phylloxera), 1720 nucleotides. Its product is annotated as akirin-like. The transcript is spliced from 4 exons. Gene Ontology annotation, cellular component: chromatin; nucleus. Gene Ontology annotation, molecular function: transcription coregulator activity. The record is from RefSeq and is a predicted model, not a curated record. Bases 221 to 745 code for a protein of 174 amino acids. Gene Ontology annotation, biological process: positive regulation of transcription by RNA polymerase II; positive regulation of innate immune response. Lineage: Eukaryota; Metazoa; Arthropoda; Insecta; Hemiptera; Phylloxeridae.
UGUCAGUCAUUUUUGUUUUCACUCUCGGGGUGCUGCUGUUCUGCGACGUAUGUCCGUUGCCGUUUCUGUUCGCUCUGCGCUUUGCGUUCUUCUGAGAAGCCAUUUUGUUAUUACAAAACUAUUUUAAUUGUUCUAGUUAAUUUCUCUAUUCUUUUAAAAAAGUUCGCGUUAGAUACUUUGGGUGAAUUAAAUUAUAAAGUUUGUUGAAGUUAACGUGAAUAUGGCUUGUGCUACACUAAAAAGAUCACUCGAUUUUGAACCCCCGAUGUGCAGGCCAACUAAAAGACAAAGGUGCACGCCUAUGAACAUAUCGCCAUCGAGUUCUCCUCCAAAUAGUUCCAGAUCAGAAUACGUUUCCCCACAUUUUAGUGGUGAUAUUGUACCUAAAAUUACAGCAGAAAUGUUAUCAGCUAGUUUGACUGAAGAAGUUCAAAGGAUGCGUCGUAAAAGACAGUUGAAUAUGGAAUUAUCUGAACAUCGAAACUUUGAUGAUAGUUCUUCAUCUGAUAGCUCUUCAGAAAAUACAUUUCCAUCAUCAGCUAAAGAUAAACCAUUGUUCUCAUUUCGUCAGGUUGGUAUUAUAUGUGAACGCAUGUUGAAUGAACGUGAAAGUCAAUUACGAGAAGAAUAUGAUAAAAUUUUAAAUAUGAAACUUUCAGAACAGUAUGAAGCAUUCGUGAAAUUUUCCAAUGAUCAACUACACAGACGUUUUGAAGCUGCUGAAGAUCCUAGUUAUUUAUCUUAACUGAAUAUCACAGGAGCGAAAAUUUUGAAUUUACAACAAAACUUUUAGACGCACUUGAUAGACGAAAUGAUAAUAUACAGCCUUAAGUCAACAAUCGACUGACUAACAUUUUUUUUUUGUAUUAUACAUUUUUGUAAACAAUAUUAUUUAAUAAUUAAUUUAAAAUAUAUAUAUAUAUAUAUUUAUGAAUUUCAUGAUAUUAGAAAAGAGUAAUAAGUAAUUUAAGUAAUCAUUAAGCUAAGAUUGUUUUGUUUUUUAUAAUUGCGUAACUAAACAUAUGUUGGAUAUUGGCUCAAAAAUUGUUUAAAAAGGCUAAGAUGAGUUUUCUUUGCCUAUUUGUAUAAAUAACAAAAUAUAAUACGACAAUUUUGUUUAUAUUGUAAUAAAAUUGUGUUUUAAUUCUGAAGCAGACUAUUUGGUCAUAUAAAACACUAAGUGGCUUAACACUACUUAAUUUUAGACCUUAACCAAUUAAUGGUUUAUUACGACUGAAUUUGUUAGUUUGUAAAAAUAUGUUUGAAUGUAUUAAAUAUUUAUAUAUUUAUAUUAUAUAAUAUAUAAAUAUGUUGAAAAGCUAACUAAUUUUCAUACUAAUAAGCAUUUUGGUUACGCGACUUCCAACUAAUAUAUUAAGUUUUAUGACAGCGAGAAAUUUGAAUGAGACUUGGCUAAUUUUCCUUUUAACCAUACUUUUUCACUAUCAUUUAACUGGAUCUCGCAUUUAAUUCUUAAAAUAUGAUAUUAAAUAUUACAUAAAUUUAUAUACAUACAUUUAAAUACAUUUUUUGUGACUAAGCAAUGAUUAUUUUUUCAUUAAGCCAUUAUUCUUGUCUGGAAAAAUACUUAUAUUAUUUAGUUUAUUGAACAUGUUAAUAAUUAUAUUAAAAAAACAGACUUAGUUAAAAUAUUAAUUUUAUUGUUUAUUGUGAAUAUUUUAAGUCGUACUACAUAAUAAAAAAUAAUUCUAUUAGAAAA